Messenger RNA from Emys orbicularis (European pond turtle), 948 nucleotides. It is a transcript of the gene SLC39A3, whose product is annotated as solute carrier family 39 member 3. Gene Ontology annotation, molecular function: zinc ion transmembrane transporter activity. Bases 1 to 948 code for a protein of 315 amino acids. Gene Ontology annotation, cellular component: plasma membrane. The transcript has 2 exons. Lineage: Eukaryota; Metazoa; Chordata; Testudines; Emydidae. The record is from RefSeq and is a predicted model, not a curated record. Gene Ontology annotation, biological process: zinc ion transmembrane transport.
AUGAAUAUCAAAGCAGUCAAAGUUCUCUGUCUGCUGGGGGUCUUUUUCCUCAUGCUGCUUGGGUCCCUCCUGCCCGUCAAGAUAAUAGAAGCGGAUUAUGAGAAAGCUCAUCGCUCCAGAAAGGUCAUUGCCCUCUGCAAUUCCUUCGGAGGAGGGGUCUUCCUGGCCACCUGCUUCAACGCCUUGCUCCCCGCCGUACGAGAAAAGCUUCAAGAAGUUCUCAAGCUUGGGAAGGUGACCACAGACUACCCCCUGGCCGAGACCAUCAUGCUGCUGGGCUUCUUUAUGACUGUCUUUGUGGAGCAGCUCAUCCUGACCUUUCGGAAGGAGAAGCCUUCCUUCAUCGACUUGGAGACCUUCAACGCCGGCUCAGACGUCGGGAGCGACUCAGAAUAUGAGAGCCCCUUCAUAGCAUCUUCCAGAGGGCGCACGCUUUACCAUGAGCACAGCCACCACUCCCACAGCCAUGGCUUGAACGUCCAGGAGCUUUCCCAAUCCAGCCCCUUGCGGCUCUUCAGCCUGGUGUUUGCCUUGUCUGCCCACUCCAUCUUUGAGGGCCUGGCCCUGGGCCUCCAGGAGGAAGGAAACAAAGUCAUGAGUCUGUUCUUGGGCGUGGCCAUCCACGAGACGCUGGUGGCUGUGGCACUGGGCAUCAGCAUGGCUAAGAUCUCAUUAACACUGAAGGACGCUGCCAAGCUAGCACUUACGGUGAGUUUGAUGAUUCCUUUGGGCAUUGGGAUCGGCAUGGGCAUCGAGAGCGCCCAGAACGUGGCCAGCAGCGUGGCUUCUGUGCUCUUACAGGGCAUUGCUGCGGGAACUUUCUUGUUCGUCACCUUCUUUGAGAUCCUGGCAAAGGAACUGGAAGAUAAGAAUGAUCGCCUGCUGAAGGUCCUCUUCCUGGUCUUGGGCUACACGGCCUUGGCGUUGCUCGUCUUUUUCAAGUGGUGA